CGCUUUCCUUUCCCGCCUGCCUCUGUCCGUCCGUCCGCGCAGGGCGCAGAUCUCGAGUCGACUUUCAAGGCCAACCGGCCAAUCAGCCAUUCAAAGCCACCUCAACGUCGCAACGCAACGCAACGCAACGCAAUGAGCUCUCCAUGAAUGAUCACAAGGCUCCAACGACCAUGCAUCUUCAUGGUAUCAAAGCGCAACAACAUCGCCUCUACGUCAAGCGGCAAUCUCCUUCUCGACGCACUGGAUAGUGUGGAGUGGCAACCCCCUGCCCCGAGCAACAGCACAGCCGCGGCGUCGGCGGUGAGGUCAAGCUCAACAACGGCCUCACACUCUACAGGUGUCAGGGCAAGAUCGUUUGCCUCUUCGCCCUCUGCCGCUAUAACAAAGAAGAGCAAGAGCAAACGCAUUGACCCUUCACCGCCUGCCCGAAGCGAUGAGAACGACGAUGAUGCAGCAGGCCCUGCAGGAUCAUUCAUUGCCCAGCUCAUCUCCUCCAAACGCGCUGAAGAGCCAGACUGGUCUUCCUACAGCCUCGCCCGACUGAGGGAAGAAGUCAAGAGAUGGGGUUAUCGCUCUAGCACAUCAGACAGGGAAGAGCUGCAUGAGAAGGCUCACUCUAUCUGGUUGGCCCUAAAGCCUGACACGCUAGCGCCGGCAAGGUCAAGGGCCUCACCCCCUCGUGCUCCACCACCACCAGAGUCUCUCUCUCGUACGGGUACGGGCAAGUCCCCUCUCCUCUCCCCCACCCUUCAAACCCACCUACUCACCUCAAUCCACUCCGACUCCCAACUCCACCGCCGAAUCCUACUCAUGGAGCCCGUCCCCUUCGAGGAGGUCUGGUCCAUAGCGCAGCGUCAUGGUCUCGUGGACCUCUUGCACGAGCACGAGAAGAAGCGCGGUUGGGCGAACAAGUUGAAGGAAGAGGUGAAAGUCUGGUUGGAUCAGAGGGGCGUUGUUUGGUAUCAGGGGGAAUUGUCGGGGUGGAGAAGGGAUAGGCGUUAGAUCGUGAUGGGAGGGGGGAUCGAAGGGGGGGUGGAUGGGACAGCAGAGAGAAGAAGAUUUGUUCUUUCUUUGUUGAUACACGAGACGAGAAGCAAGAGAGGGGGAAAAAAACACAAAAAGUUAGAAGUCCAACGCAAAUCGUAGAGCCGCAUUUCAAUCAAUCAAUCA
This is a messenger RNA of Jaminaea rosea, 1170 nucleotides long. RefSeq lists its product as hypothetical. Gene Ontology annotation, biological process: DNA repair; DNA replication. The record is from RefSeq and is a predicted model, not a curated record. Gene Ontology annotation, cellular component: Slx1-Slx4 complex; nucleus. NCBI's taxonomy places the organism in Eukaryota, Fungi, Basidiomycota, Exobasidiomycetes, Microstromatales. The coding region runs from base 181 to 1002 and encodes 273 amino acids. The transcript has a single exon.